AAUCACACACGUCACUCAUUCGUACCCGGGGAUAGUUUAAAAAAUUCAAUUAACAUGGGAAAAAUGAAGAUUUUUCCUCAAUUAUUUUUAAUUUUAUUAAUUAAAUUAUUAUCUGUGAUUAAUUCAACAAAUGCUAAUGAAGUCUUGGGAUGUGGUGGAUUUAUAAAAUCUCAUGCAGAUAUUGAUUUCUCAAAAGUAGAAAUUAAAUUACUAACCAAACAAGGCAGCUUAAAAGACAAAACCGAUUGUUCUCCAUCGAAUGGGUACUAUUUUAUUCCGGUCUAUGAUAAAGGAGAGUACAUUCUUAAAAUAUCUCCUCCACCCGGCUGGAGUUUUGAACCCGAACAAGUUGUAUUGAAUUUCAAUGGCAAAACCGAUAUCUGUAGUCAGGGCAAAGAUGUUAACUUUGCCUUCAAGGGAUUCGGUAUUACAGGAAAAGUAGCCUUGGCGGGAUUCCCAACUGGGGCUCGAAAUGUUGCCGUGGAAUUGAAAUCCAAGGACGGUUCUGAUACCCGACAAACUACAACCGAUAUUAAUGGAAUCUUUUCAUUCACACCAAUCAUUCCUGGGGAAUAUAUUGUCAAAGCAUCGCAUCCAAAAUGGCAUUUCGCCAAAUCCGAACACAAUGUUGUAGUGGUCAGUGGAAAUACUGAAUUACCACCAAAUUCAUUGGUUGUGUCAGGAUUUGAUGUUAUUGGCAAAGUAGAUAGCAAUGGUCAGACUUUCACAGGCAUUGGAGUAGCUUUGUUUAAGGAUAAGGAUAAUUCUCUCUCAUCCAAAUGCCAAAAUGGUGCUCAACCAAUUGCCCUUGGCAAGACUUCAUCUCAAUAUUUGACUUCAUCGAUUUGUUACACUCAAGUUGAAAAGAAUGGAGAGUAUUUGUUUAAAGGUGUUGCUCCAGGCAAAUAUCUUGUCAAGACGGUUGUUGAAAACAAAAAUUUGAAACUUCAUAUUAAUCCAGAUCAAUUGGAAAUUGAAGUAGUCAAGGAUACACUUGUUAUGAAGAAUGGAUUUCAGAUAACUGGAUUCAGUGUAUCUGGCAAAGUGCGUGCUAGUCCCGGAGGCAAGGCAAUCCCAAAAGCCACCAUUAAACUAAACGGCCAAGUUGUAGCGACUACAUCUAACGAUGGAAGUUACACACUCGAAAAUGUCAAAGCUGGCACAUUUAACAUUCAAGUUGAAGCAGAAAAUCUUCAAUUUGACGAAAAAGUAAUGAAGAUUCAACUUUCUGAACCAAUUCUGCCUGAAAUUGUUGCUUCAGCAUUUAAAGUUUGUGGCAAAGUCAUAUCGAAGAAAUCUUAUGUUGUUGGAAUAACUAAACACGGUUCGACUUUCCACACUACUGCAUCAUCAAAAGCGGAAACUGGCGAAUGGUGUACAUAUCUUCCCAGUGGAAAAUUCUCAAUUGAAGUUCUAACAACCGAUGCCGACAAAGCCGGUGGCAUACAAUUUUUCCCAGUUAACCAAAACUUAGAAGUAAAUGCUUCACCAAUGUCUGGAAUUACAUUCUCACAGUUAAGAGCUACUCUUGUGGGAGAGAUUAAAUGCUUGCCAGAUGCUCCUGAAUCAUGUACUGGUGCUGAAGUUACUUUGUUGAGUUUGGAUUCAGUUGGACAACCAACGGGACAGAAACAAACUGUGAAAGCUAAAAAUGGAAAGUAUUCCUUCAAAGAGAUCCUUCCUGGUCCAUAUGAAUUGAACAUCCCACAAUCAAGCCUUUGCUUUGAAUCGACAAUGGGACUGAUCAAUAUUAACUCUGCUUCCGAAACUGCUCCGCCAUUUAUUCACAAAGGAUACGAAGUCUCUAUAAUUUCUAGUCACAGGACAAUCAUGCACUAUGGACUGACAGCUAAAGAAGAUGCCAAGACACCUCUUAACGUCAUGAAAAUCAUGUCUGGAGUAAAUACUUUCUGUGUUCCCAAAGCCGGAGAAUACAGCAUCAAAUUAGAAAGUUGUCAUCUGUAUGAAUCCACAUUGCCAAAGACAUUCAAUACUUAUGACAAAAAUCCAGUAAUGUUUACAGCUGUUGCACACAAAAUUGGAGUCAGAGUGUUGUCUUCCGAACAAAAUAUUGAUUCUCUUCAAUUAUUGAUUGAAUCCAAAUCUGGCAAAGAGCAAGUGACCCUUACAUCUGAAGGUCACAAAGUCGACAACUAUCACUCGUUCCGUUAUGAUACUUACCUCAAGCCCGAAGAAGCCAUUACAAUCAAACCCCAAAGUAACAUUAUGUUGUUCAAACCCGUUGCCAAGGAACUUGUGGGAGGCAAUGAUUGCAUUGAUAUCGCAUUCAAUUUCAUUGCAACCAAAGGUUUAAUCAUCAAUGGAAAAAUCAAACCAGCAAUUGGAAAUGCUAAAGUUACUUUAGCAUUCCCCAACAAUCCAGAAUUAGAAUCACAAUCAGCUCAGUCAUCUGCAACUGGUGAAUUCAAAUUUGGACCAAUUGACGAAAGUUUGGAUUAUGAAAUUAGCGCAGAGAAGGAAUCUUAUGUAUUCUCGGAAUACAACAAGGCAACACAUUCUUUCAGUGCUCACAAGUUGUGUGAGAUUGUUGUGUCAGUUAAGGAUGAUUUGGGCAACAAAUUGAGUGGAGUUUUGUUGUCUCUUAGCGGAGCUGAGAGUUAUCGAAAGAAUUUAGUUACUGGCGAUAAUGGAGCCAUUAACUUCCAUUCUCUCUCACCAAGUGAAUAUUUCUUGAGGCCAAUGAUGAAGGAAUAUCAAUUUAUUCCAAACUCGAAGAUGAUUGAUGUUAAGGAUGGAGAAACUAUCAACGUGGAACUGGUUGGAAAACGUGUUGCAUACUCAGUUUUUGGAACAAUUACCUCCCUGAAUGGUGAAGCUUUCCCUCAGGUGAAUGUUGAAGCAGUGUCAGAUGAUAAAUGCUUGCAUCAUCAAGAAGAAGCUGCUACCGAAAACAAUGGUCAAUAUCGUAUUCGUGGACUGAAACCAGGUUGCACCUACACAAUUCGCACGAAAGAGGGUGCCAGCAAUCCAAACGUUGAACGAUCAAUUCCUGAAUCUCGCCAAGUAGAGCUGGGCUCAGCUGAUAUCCGCAAUGUGAAUCUAAUCGCCAUUUCACCCAUCACUUUUGUCGAUGUCACUGCUCGUGUGACAGCUUCCCUCAAUGAACAUUACAAAUCUCUGCGAAUUCAAAUGUAUCGUAAAGGCAGUGCUGACAGUCCUAUCUACUCACAACGUGUAGAAAGUCCUUUGAAUGUUAAGGGUCGCUUCAAUCCUGGUAUCAUGGUUUUCUUCCCACGCAUUCCUCUCGAUGGAAAGACUUACUUUGUUGAAUUGAAAACAACAAUUUCCGAUAAGUUAUACUCAUACACAUUACCCGUCGCUCAAUUUGUGGCCAACACAAGCUCCGUUUUUGUUGAGCUUGAUUUUAAGACAGAACCACGUAGUGUUGAAGGAGACUUAAACCAAAAUUCUAUUUCUGCUUUGGUUCUUGUUGCUCUGGUAGCAAUUGCUUUCUUCAAACAGGAUCUUGCAAUGGAUUUCUUGAACUUUGUCUGGAGUAGAUUGAAUGCUGUUGCACAAGACAUCGCUCAGCGUCAAAAUAAUAAUAAAAAGAAAGACGUUCGACAGAAUGAACCAAUCAAUUACAAAGAAAUCGAACAAAUGGCUGAACGUAUUAAUGCGAUCAAGGCCAAGAAGAAGACGAAAAAAAUAUAAGGUGUGGUAGUUUUUCUUUGUUAGUUAAAAAAAAAUACUGAUCUUUUUUUAAGUAAAAAAAAAAAUAAUAGUCAAACAGAAGUUAGUAGUAACUAUAAUGUUGUAACUUGUAAGGUUAUACCUUUUUUUUAAAUAAACGGUAUUAUGUAGAAUCCUUUUUGAGGAUUUCCUUGUAAA
Messenger RNA from Episyrphus balteatus (marmalade hoverfly), 3852 nucleotides. RefSeq names its product BOS complex subunit NOMO1. Lineage: Eukaryota; Metazoa; Arthropoda; Insecta; Diptera; Syrphidae. The record is from RefSeq and is a predicted model, not a curated record. The transcript is spliced from 7 exons. The coding region runs from base 55 to 3675 and encodes 1206 amino acids. Gene Ontology annotation, molecular function: carbohydrate binding. Gene Ontology annotation, cellular component: endoplasmic reticulum membrane.